AAUCAUCUUUAUAGCUUUGAAAAACAGUCGUGAGGAGAGAGAGAGAGAGAGAGAGAGAGAGAGAGAGAGAGUAGGAGCAUUUCAGUUGAGCCUAUUCUGCCCUGGUUCGUGUUUGCUGCGGUGACACGGUGCCGCACUGAGUGAAGAUUGCGUUCAUAAUCACUUAUCGGGGGUGGAGUGGGGAAAGGAGAGUCAGGAAGUGAGGAUAUUUAUAUUAUUUGACAUAUUAUUUGAUAGCAUGUCAACUUUUGUGUGUGUGUGUGUGUGUGGGUGGGUGGGUGGGUGUUGGAUCAGUGACAGGUGGCGCUGGGGAGUUACCACGGCGAGCGACUGGCUGGCUGCAGUGUUUUGGUCAGCACUGGUCAAUCUUGCCCUACACGCUCUAUUAACCAGUGUUUCCGUCUUCCCGACACCUUCUUCCUGCACCAAGCACCGUCAAGCAUCACCAGAGAGGCACGAGUACGUAAGUGAACCCAAGUCACCCAAUCCUUCAGCAGAGACAUCCCAAGGGACGCGUAGACUCUCGUGGGAGGACAGCACCUUAAAGCAUCAAGAAGACUGCAGCAGAACUGGCUCUUAUCUUUAUCGCAAAGAGGAUACGUACCUAUGAGAGAUAGGAGCAGGUUUGGCAACUCAGUGCUGACAGAACCGUCUUUACCAAGAACCACGGCCCUUCUGCUGAUCUGGAUUCGGGGCUGGGAUGCCAGGUGAGUGCCGAGACCCGAGAUGGCGGGCGCCGAACUGAAGAAUCUAUAGUGUUAAUAAUGCAAGAAGUAAUGGAAAGAUGAUGAACUUCACUCUGAGGAAGACAACAUUUCACCAUUUCCUACCAAAACAACUCAUCCUUACAGCUUUAUUAUGACGCUUCAGAAUAGAAUUGGAGGUAAGGUGUAACUCCUAUGAAACAAAAGUAAAAUGGGACAGUGUACUAGUGGGGAGCUUCCUCCUCACACCAGUGAUGGAACUGACUUAAACGCGACUCUGCAAGUGCCAGAGAAUGGCACAGAUGUAUCACCUCAAGAGUCUCCAAUCAAGAGAGCAACAGGCCAUAAAUUUUCACGGCGAAGCUCUUGGUCCAAUAAAUUCAAGAAAAAUAAAUCCAAAGACUUAUCAGCAACAUUCAAUUUGUAUGAUUAUGACUACAAGAAAAAUUUAUUAAAUAUUAACACUGCUGCUGAAGAAGAAUUAAUGAUCCUGCCCGGAGUGACUCGCUCUGUAGCAAGAAACAUUGUGGAAUACCGAACAGCCAUUGGAGGGUUUCGUCGUGUGGAAGACCUGGCAUUGGUGUCAGGUGUGGGUGCAACUCGCCUCCAGUCAUUUAAGAGUGACAUCACUGUAAAAAGGAUGUCUUCAAGUCGCUCAUCAUCUCGAACACAGAGUAUAGAUUCUCUACCAAGCUAUGGGUCUGGACGAUCACAGCGGUCACAGCAGUCACAAGGUGGGCGUAGUGUCCAUGGAUCACCUAUCCGAGCCAUCAAUGUAAAUGCUGCAUCCAUCUUUGAUCUGAUGAAUAUACGUGGAAUGAAUCAAGAGUUGGCAGCCAACAUUGUAGAGUACAGAGAAAGAAAAGGUCCUUUCAAGAACAUUGAUGACUUAAUUAAAGUCAAAGGGAUAUCUGGUCGUGUUCUCAGUAUCCUGAGGAUGUAUCUUACAGUCAGCAGUGUCUCUCCAGCCUCCCCCCAAGUCAGUGAUGUGAUCUCAGUUGCAAGCUGUAGCAAAAUGUCUUCACGUAAUCUUAAUGGCAGAAUGGCAGGUCACCGAAGAACAUACUCUGCUCCACUUAAUAAUAAUGGAGAGGACAUCGAGCAACCAUCUCUUGACUUAAAAGGGAUAUCCCUGAGAAAUCCUGUUGACUUCAGCACAGACAUUUAUGAACUUCUCUCCUUAAGAUCUGAACGUCCAGUAGUGAAAGAAGUGUUCACUGGGAACUACCAGGGCCAGCCAGCCAUCAGAGUUGCUACUUGGAAUUUGCAGCAGCUAACAAAAGAAAAGAUUUGUAACCUUGGAGUUUUAGAAGUUGUGUGUCGCACAAUUUUGGAAAAUGGUUUCAGCUUUAUUGCCAUACAAGAAGUUGGCAGCAAAGAUGUUUUAGAGAAGAUAUGUUGUGAACUGAAUCAUAGUAGCUUAAGGCGUGUUCGAGAGUGGACAGGAGCCAAGGGUGAAUGGAGGUGGCAGGUGUCAGAAGAACCUGUUGGUGACAUGGCAGAACAGGGAGCCGAGUAUGCGGCCUUCAUCUACAAUGUGCAACAUGGUCUCCAGUUAUUGUCUGCAUCCCUCCUCAGCAUCCAUGAAAACAAUGGCAGCGCCUUCUCCACAAAGCCCUAUCUUGGCUACUUUAAGGUUAAUGACUUUGAAUUUGUUGUGAUAAAUCUUCAUAUAAAUGGAAGCAAACUAGCCCAAAGCAGUGGUACAAGCAACUUAACUGACUCUGGAGAGGAUAAGGAAGGCAGUCCAAGCCACAAGGUAUCUCAGCUGGCCCCACUCGUUGCUGCUCUCAGAGACAAGCUUGUCACGGAAAGAAACAUCAUUCUGUUGGGAGACUUCAGUAUGAGUCCAGAAGACAUUGCUUUCAAUAUAUUGAGAGAAACCUCCUACACAAACAUUGUUCCAGCUGAUACUAUGACUGGCACAACUAAAGAAACAGUUUAUUAUGACAACAUUUGGCUGAAUCCCUGCAUCACUACUUUAUAUACAGGACACUGGGGAAUAGUUAAUGAAGGACUGAGUCAUCUUGCCAUCCCAUCUGGCUGGGGCUGGGGAGGAGCAGUGAGUGAACACUGCCCACUGUACUGUGAUCUCUUCUGCCAUGGCACCCACACAUUGCAUCAACGUGAAGCUAGAGUUUUAUGGUAUUGAAAUUACAUAGCAGCUUAGUAACAAGGAUACUAGGGAAUAAGUGAUGAAAGUUUGAGUCGUUUGGCUGGUCCUGGAGAAAGAGUGUGACUUACCACUGUACUGUGGUCUCUUCUGUCUCGCCACCUACACAUUUCAUCAGCGUAAAGCUGGAGAAAACAGCAUGGUAGACUACCAACUGCUCUAAGUGUUGUAUGUAUAGUGUAAAAGGCUGUUGUUAUAUUUGACUUCAGUGACUUCUCCCAUCUACUUAUAAUGCCCAUUAUUUGCUUUAUAUUAUCUUGCUUUUGACUCUUCUCUUAAUGAUCUAGGCAUUCAGAACUUUGAAAUUUCUGCUACUUGUAAGAAACUUGUGAAGUUUAGUUUGAAAUUCUACGUUGAGAAACAUGCAUACAUGGUGUGUGCAAAACUUCUUAAUAACUGAGACAAUAUGUGAUAAGCCAAAUUUCAAUAUAGGUACUAGCAAAUGUGUUCAAGAUAGCAGGAGUUGUGAGUUGCUGGUCCAGAUUCCUUUAAGCUUUAAUGUUUUGGUCUGCUAAUAUAUCCAGUUCCUUGUUGCAUCGAA
Molecule: messenger RNA, 3418 nt
Organism: Scylla paramamosain (green mud crab)
Lineage: Eukaryota; Metazoa; Arthropoda; Malacostraca; Decapoda; Portunidae
Product: endonuclease/exonuclease/phosphatase family domain-containing protein 1-like
Exons: 18
Coding region: 916-2856 (646 amino acids)
Biological process (GO): DNA repair
Cellular component (GO): plasma membrane
Molecular function (GO): DNA binding
Source: RefSeq, a predicted model, not a curated record